UGGCGCCAGGUUUGUCGUGCUUUGCGCUUUGUGGCUUGAUUGUAGAGCUUUGGACAAUCCAGCCGGUUGCCACGCGGGAGCUGUGCCCUCGUCCUAUCGCCCACCAAUGCUCGCGAGCUUGGUCUUUCGCCGUGUCCAUUCUCCCUUUUGCUCCUCUCGGCAUAGGACUCUAUACAGCUUCAGCUCAAUAAUGCAGGCGUGGAAAUUCGCGAGCGUUGUGGCGCUCUUGGCGUUGAGCCAGCAGGUUGCGGCGAAGGGAAGUAAGGAGGACAAGGAGCGUCCGGGUAUCUGUGAGGAGACCGAGGACUGCAAGGCGGACGGAUACCAGUGCGUGGCUCUACAGACCACGCGUGCCGGUACCGACACGGUCAAACAGUGUCUGCCCAAGGAACAGGACUCGGACGUGUGCUCGGGGCAGUACCCGGGUCUGUGCCCCACCUUCUCGUCUUGGGCGAGUCCGUACAACCAGAUCAGCAGUGUCUGCACGUACAAACCCGCCGAGAAGUGCGUGACCGGCACCACCAACAGCAGCUCGGGCUCAGCCGCGGGCGUCAUCUGUGUGGCCGGCGCCAAGGACUCGAACGGCGAGACUAUCGACGCUAUCUACGGUUGCGUCGACUUCGACACGAGCGCCCUCGAGGUGCUUUUCGGUGACGAAGACGCCAACGACCUGGCCGACGACCUGUCGACGGCUUCGGCUCUAAUCUCGAACUGCCUCAGCACGAACGCAACGAGCAACUCGACGCUGCUUUGCGCCGGUCAGGGAACGUGCGUCCCGGACACUAUCGGUUCGCUCAACUACACGUGCCGUUGUAACAUCGGCUACAGCGGCGACUCCUGCGACAACAUCGACUCCAACAAGUGCCAACUGCCGGGCCAGUGCGCUACGGGUUUGUGCAACCUUGAGACUCAGGAGUGUGAGUGUGCUGCCGGCACGACGGGCGACCAGUGCUCGGAGUGUGACGCUACGUCGGACAAGGCUUGCAACGGUAAGGGCACGUGUUCCGACUCGGUGUGUGAGUGCGAGGAAGGCUGGGAAGGUCUUCAGUGCACCAAGAAGAGUGCCAAGAAGAAAUCGUCCAAGUCUGCAUCCAGCAAGGACUCCACGUCGGACACCACGACCGGCAGCUCCAGCGCCGUGUCGGCUCAUCCUCUCAGCUACGUCGCUAUGGGCGUGGCCUCCAUCCUCGCUGCUGCUUUCUUCAAUUAGUCGGAUUUACCAUAAGUAAUUCACUAUUCUUUUGUGUGUUUC
Molecule: messenger RNA, 1252 nt
Organism: Phytophthora infestans T30-4
Lineage: Eukaryota; Oomycota; Peronosporomycetes; Peronosporales; Peronosporaceae
Exons: 1
Coding region: 191-1210 (339 amino acids)
Biological process (GO): neuron development; heterophilic cell-cell adhesion
Cellular component (GO): neuron projection
Molecular function (GO): protein homodimerization activity; cell adhesion molecule binding; protein heterodimerization activity
Source: RefSeq, a predicted model, not a curated record